Eimeria acervulina is the source of this 636-nucleotide messenger RNA. RefSeq lists its product as hypothetical. Bases 1 to 636 code for a protein of 211 amino acids. The record is from RefSeq and is a predicted model, not a curated record. Lineage: Eukaryota; Apicomplexa; Conoidasida; Eucoccidiorida; Eimeriidae. The transcript is spliced from 2 exons.
AUGGCUGUGCAGGUGCAGCAGCAUCGUGGGCUGCUGCUGCUUGUGGUGUCGGUGCUGCUGCUGCUGUUCGUGCUGCAGCAGCAAGCGGCAGCAGCUGCCGUUCUUUUGCUGCAUUCCCAGCUGCAGCCCUUCGCUUUCUUAUCUUCAGAGGCAGCAGCAGCAGCUGCUGCUGCUGCCGUCUCUGCUGCUGCUGCAGAGGGCGGUACUCGCUUGAGAAUAGCACCGCAACGCUGUGCAGCAGCAGCAGCAGCAGCAGCAGCAGCAAAUGGCAGUCCUAGAUGCGGUCCUGGGGGGCCCGUUGCGCUGGCUGAAGCCUCAUCUGCUGCAGCAUCAACAACAGCAGUAGCAGCUGUUGCUGCUGCCGCUGCAGGAGCGCCACCCUCUGAAGAUGCGGCGCUCAAUCAGCCGCAGCAGCAAGAGCAGCAGCAGCAGCAGCAGCAGCAGCAGCAGCAGCGAGGCAGCAAGAAGUGGCGAUCUGUGGAGAAGGCCAUAGAAGAGGAUUUAGAUGAAGACAGCGAAGAGAUUUGGGGAGUAGAAAAAGAAGACAUGCUGCCUUCAGGCAGCGACGCAGAAGCUGCUGGCGGUGGCGAAUCGAUUGGCGCUGCAGAGACACCCGAAAGACAGCGGCAGCAGUGA